AACAGCCUUCUCCUGCCUUCUCUGCACCCGGAAGACUCAACUCUUGCCAAGAUGUCCUGCCAGCAGAACCAGCAGCAGUGCCAGCCCCCACCCAAGUGCCCCUCACCCAAGUGUCCCCCAAAGAGCCCAGCACAGUGUCUGCCUCCAGCUUCCUCUGGCUGUGCCCCAAUCUCCGGGGGCUGUGGCUCCAGCUCCGAGGGCGGCUGCUGCUUGAGCCACCACAGGCGCCACCACCGAUGCCGGCGCCAGCGCUCCAACUCCUGUGACAGGGGCAGUGGUCAGCAAGGCGGGGGCUCCGGCUGUGGCCACAGUUCUGGGGGCUGCUGCUGAUCCAGAUCCUGAGGCCGAGACAAGCAAUUUUGGAGGAAACAAGAAUCCCAGGGGACGAGGAACAGCCCCAUGCUGAUGCACGCUUUCCGGGCUGAGCUGGGGGUUUCCUGUGGAGGAUCCGAGCUCUCCCCAGAAAGCACUUCCUGUUUUAUGUCCAAAAUGUCACCUUUUCCCUUACUGCUGUACCUGUGGAGGACCGGCAGUGCUUGUGCCUGACAUUGUCAAAAAAUAAAGCUUUUUGUCCUCAUUA
Messenger RNA from Saimiri boliviensis boliviensis (Bolivian squirrel monkey), 580 nucleotides. RefSeq names its product late cornified envelope protein 3D. NCBI's taxonomy places the organism in Eukaryota, Metazoa, Chordata, Mammalia, Primates, Cebidae. Gene Ontology annotation, biological process: epidermis development. The record is from RefSeq and is a predicted model, not a curated record.